AUGGAUCACCAGCAGGAAGACGCCAUGCAAGACUUAUAUGAAUCACCAAAUUCGAAGAAUGAAGGAGAACAGUUAGCCAGUGGAGUAAAAGCACUUCAGCUAUCAAACGAUGAAAAAGAUAGGCUUUACUCCACCUGGAAAUACUCCCUCAUCAUCAAGCUAUUUGGGAAAAGGAUUAUGCACCACUAUUUAAAAGUAAAAAUACAAGAGCUAUGGAAAUCCAUAAAGCAAUUCCCUCUAAUUGACCUAAGGUCAGACUACUUCAUAGUAAAAUUCACAAAAGAAGAAAAUAUGAAUAAUGUUCUUAGGAAUGGACCUUGGUUUGUCAAUGGUCACUUCCUCUCUGUUAUAAAAUGGCAACCCAACUUUGUUGCCGGCAAAGCACAGCAAACAAACACCAUUGUGUGGAAAAGAUUACCACAGUUACCAACAGAAUAUUAUGAUGGAGCACUACUUAAAUGCAUAGGAAACUCAAUCGGCACUCUAUUGAAGAUAGAUGCCUGCACCAGCUCUACCCUGAGGGGACAAUAUGCACGCCUUUGCACACAAGUUCCACUAGAAGAGCCAGUCACAACAUGUAUACAAAUUGACUCCCAUCUUCAACAGAUUAUUUAUGAAGGAGAAGUUUUCUUGUGCAAAUACUAUGGUAGGAUGGGACACACAGCUAUUCGAUGCCUCCAUCGUCAACGUGGCAAAAGACCCAUCCCAGAAUCAACACAAGAUGGCCAAGAAAUAGCCCAAGACAGUAGCACCCUUCACAAACAACAGAUGGUUAAGGACAAUUCAAGUGAGUGGCAAACAGUCUCCUUUGCCAAAAGAAGAAGAAACACAACAAAUCAAAAACAGAGACCAAGAGAAGCUGUGAAGGAGAAAAAGUUACAACAUAGCCCAGGUAUUGGUGUUUCUUUCACUACGAAAGAACAAGAACAAGAAGACUCCAAGUCUGCAACUCAUUCUACUACUCUCAUCGCCUAUCCUUCACUCUCUUCACAUUUGGCAUCUCCUUCUGGCCAAGUGGACAUGCAAGUGGAUUCACCAAAUCUGCAUGCCAAAAUCCACACGCUUAAUUCCCCUAAUCCGAGCCUUAGCAAAUUUCACUCAAUAGAUACACAAUCAUCAGCCCUUAUAAACCUAUCACACAUUCCACACAAUAUUACUCCUGCUUUCAUCUCCCAAAAUGUUACACCACCUUCUCCCACUCCUCUCCAGAACACAUUUACUCCUUCGACCACAUCCCAUCAGAUUAGCAACCAACCCCAUGAACAACUACCUCCACCACUAGCACACCACCAGUUGGGAUAUGCAACCCAGCCACUACCACCAUUCCACCCACCUCAAUCCUGGAUCGAACAAGGGCUCCAGGGAUAG
Messenger RNA from Nicotiana tabacum (common tobacco), 1368 nucleotides. Lineage: Eukaryota; Viridiplantae; Streptophyta; Magnoliopsida; Solanales; Solanaceae. The record is from RefSeq and is a predicted model, not a curated record.